AUGCUCUCCCCCAACUCUUCUAGGAGGUUAGGGCAAGACUGGAAAACAGUGGGGACAGCUGGAAGCCUCCAGAGCCUGAAGAAAUUUAAUAAUCAGGACUUUAGCCACCUGCGAGCCUCAUGUCUGAGCCAAGGCCUGCUAUUUGAGGAUGACACCUUCCCAGCUCAUGUCAGCUCCAUUGGUCCCAACUUGCUCCCAGAGGACAAACUGUGGCUUAUACAGUGGAAGAGGCCAACUGAGCUUCAGAGAAAUCCUCAUUUGAUCAUGGAUGGAGUUAGCAGAUUUGAUAUUAUGCAAGGAGAAAUAGGUGACUGCUGGAUGCUGGCUGCCCUGGGCUCCCUGACACUGCAGAAGCGAUUUUUGGAAAAUGUUUUACCAAAGGAUCAAGGAUUCCGGGAUGAUUAUGCUGGAAUUUUUCAUUUCCGGUUCUGGUAUUUUGGAGACUGGGUGGAUGUAGUGAUAGAUGAUCGACUGCCUUUUCUAAAUGGGAGAUACUUGUCUGUACAUCCUCGAACAUCAAACGAAUUCUGGCCAUCCUUGCUAGAAAAAGCAUAUGCCAAAUUGCGAGGCUCCUACCAGAACUUGCAUGGAGGCUACAUUUCUGAUGCUUUAGUAGACUUCACGGGUGGAGUCCAAAUACAGUUUUCAUUAAAGGACCCGCCUUCUGAUCUGGAGGAGAUACUGAAAGCGGCUGACAGAUCACAGUGUCUGAUGGGGUGUAGCACCUCAGGACAGCUGAGGAACAUAGAGCUGAGGAAUGGGAUCGUGCAGGGUCAUGCCUACACCGUCACAGGAGCUACAAAGAUACGCUACAAGAAUGCCUGGGAGCAUAUCAUCAGGAUCUGGAAUCCUUGGGGCCAUGGGGAAUGGAAGGGCGCCUGGAGUGAUGAUUCUCCUGAGUGGGAUCAUGUUGAGCCUAAAUACAGAGAAGCCCUCUGCAGGGACAAAGAUGAUGGAGAGUUCUGGAUGUCCUGUGAAAACUUCCAGGAGCACUUUUCUUGGCUGUAUAUAUGCAACAGCACCCCAACAUUUUUGGACUUUGGAGAUCAGAACCACACAACAUGGUCUGUGGACAGGCAUAUCUGCCAGUGGAGUUCGAUGCUCAGCACAGAAAGGAAAAACUAUUCCCCUGGUGCACUUUCGAGGAACUCUCAAUAUUUCUUCAAAGUGACAGAUUAUGACCCCAAAACCUAUAAUGUGGUCAUUUCACUCAUACAAAAACAUGCUGAUAAUACCCUGGAUGCACAGAAAUUGAAGAUUGGCUUUUUGAUCUUCAGGAAGAACUCCAAAAUCCUGAAACAAGAUUUUGCCUUGGCCCGAGAUGUGACCAACUACUUUAUCCUGAGCCCAGGAACCUAUGCUGUCCUUCCUGUUACGUCAGAAAACCAAGAAUUUGAAUUUCUCUUACGAGUUUUCCUGAAGAAUCAAGACUACAAUGGGGAGCCAGACUACCCUCUCAGCCCAAUGCUGCCGAAGGAUGAACUGAGAUUCAACCAAGACAGCUCCUAUAAGAUUAUUUUCCUAAGAUACGCCAAUCAGGGCUCAGCUAUUGAUGCCUCACAACUGCAACAACUGCUUAAUAAAGAGAUCCUGCAAGAAGAAAUGACCAGCCUGGGAGGAAGAUUCAGCUUCGAUUCGUGUAGAGGCAUUUUAGCUCUGAUGGAUCUCAACUCUAAUGGAAGACUCACACUGCAGGAGUUUGGGAGCCUCUGGAGACGUCUCGCUAAGUACAUGGAUAUUUUCAAGAGGGAAGGCAGAAAUCAUUCUGGGUUUCUUGAUGUGUCUGAACUGAAGAGCGCGAUACGGAGAGCAGGCCUGUCCGUCAACAAGCAGCUGCUCCAGCUGAUGACCCUGCGGUAUGGUGACACCGCCAGGAGAAUCGGCUUCUCCGACUUCAUCUGCUGCAUGCUCCGUCUGGAGACUAUGACCUAUGCAUUUCAAAACCUAGCAGAGGGUGGACCACAGCUUUCAAUGACCACAGUGGAGUGGCUGACUCUUGUCAUGUACUCCUAA
Messenger RNA from Rhea pennata, 2013 nucleotides. RefSeq names its product calpain 13 (gene CAPN13). The record is from RefSeq and is a predicted model, not a curated record. Gene Ontology annotation, molecular function: calcium-dependent cysteine-type endopeptidase activity; calcium ion binding. The transcript has 20 exons. Gene Ontology annotation, biological process: proteolysis. The coding region runs from base 1 to 2013 and encodes 670 amino acids. Gene Ontology annotation, cellular component: cytoplasm. NCBI's taxonomy places the organism in Eukaryota, Metazoa, Chordata, Aves, Rheiformes, Rheidae.